CUCACACGCAGUGAGGGGAGCGAGGGGGUGGGGGGUGUAUGUGCCCGCCCUGUGUGGUCUUCUUUUAGCUCAGGAACCUCUUGGGAAUGUUUGCGAGCUAAAUUUAUUCCCGAGUCGGUCGUGCGGGGCGACACUGCGGCUGACGGGACAUCUCCGGUGUCCUUGGGGUGAAGCGGACCGAGUGAAAGGAAGUUGAGUGCUUCGACAAGAGGAUUCCCUCUGUGGGCAGAGCGUUUAGGGCAUGAGACAGGAAGUUUGGGUCAUUUAACAGGAAGUUGGACCGGACGAAAUGAUGCGUGAUUUGUUUGAGUUGCGGGGUAGACGGCCCGCCGUCUCCUUCUCUGUGAGGACUUCCGGGACCUUCCCGUUUUUCCGCGUGGUCAAAUGCUCCAGGUACCGCGGGAAUGCACCCCGUGACAUCCUGUGGCCCGCCAAAACCUCUUUGACUCUUUGUCUUUGUCAGUUCCGAGGAGGACCAAAGUGUGCCCUCGUCCCGCCUGCAGCUCAGCGACUUUCAUGUCGUCCAGACGCUCGGAGUCGGAGGAUUUGGACGCGUUCAGCUGGUGCAGCUGAAGAGCGAGCGGACGAGGGCGUUCGCCAUGAAAGUCGUGAAGAAACGUCUUCUGACUUCUGCCGGGCAGAAGGACCAGGUGCGCUCGGAGAAGGUCAUCAUGAGCCAGACGCGCUGCCGCUUUGUGGUCAGGUAACGCAGCAGGAGCUCCUACAAAAUAAAAGGGGCCCUCCUUGCCAAAUUGAAGCAAGCCUUGCCCGUGUGUGCAGGUUGUACCGUACCUUUAAGGACAGCAAAUAUGUGUACAUGCUGAUGGAGGCGUGUCUUGGCGGCGAGCUGUGGACGCUCCUCAGGAACAGGGGUUGUUUCGAGGACGCCAGUGGUCGCUUCUACGUGGCAUGCGUGCUGCAGGCCUUGUCCUACCUUCACGCCCGGGGGAUCAUCUACAGGGACGUCAAGCCCGAAAACGUCCUCCUGGACGCUCGCGGUUACGCCAAGCUGGUGGACUUUGGUUUCGCUAAGAAGAUCGGCGUCGGAAAGAGGAGGAAGGCAAAGGCGGACGAGAUGGACAAGACGUGGACCUUCUGCGGCACUCCCGAGUACAUGGCCCCCGAGGUCAUCCUCAACAAAGGUCACUGCCCCUCCGCUGACCUUUGGGCCCUUGGCGUCUUCACGUUUGAACUUCUGACCGGCAGUCCUCCGUUCUGCGGAGCGGACGCGGUGCAGACGUACACGGCGGUGCUCCGGGGGGUGGACACGCUGGAGUUCCCCGGGAAAGUGAGCCUGACCGCCGCCGAUCUCAUCAGGAAGUUGUGCAGGGACGAGCCGACGGAGAGACUGGGCGCACUGAAGAAUGGCGAGGACAUCCAAAAACACCGGUGGUUUGAGAGCUUCGAUUGGGAAGGCCUGGAGAAAGGAACGCUGACCCCGCCCAUCGUGCCGGAGGUCUCGUCUCCGACCGACACCAGCAACUUUGACCGUUUUCCGUUGGACAGCGAGGAAGCGCCUCCGCACGACGACUCGGGCUGGGACCACGACUUCUAGAAGCGGAAAUGGACCUCCCGGUGCAGGUGUGCUGUUACUUGCUCUCUUGCAAAUCUUCAAACAUUGCACAUUUGAAUUCCGAAGCGCGUGAUUCUGAUUUACACCAAGGUGGGUUGGUGUCCCAAAAUGGAUAUUGAUGUGCAAUUAAAAAAUGUUACAUUUUUUGAGCCUACCCCAGCGAGUGUUCCAUUAACCUGCCACGCAAGUUAGUGUUAGGAGUGGUCGCUUCUGGUACUAACUUUGCCCGCCUCUGGACGACAUGACGGCACUCAAACGUCACCCAUGACCCCUCAGCCCCUCCAGUAUUUACGACCGCUCCCUUCAUAAUGCCAUUCUGAGAUCAGGAGAGAGAGUUUGCAAAGCCGACUUGGUUUGAAAUUGAAGACAAGCAUCACAAAGAGAUUGUGUCGUUUGUUACUUUGCUUUAUUGAUGAUCGUAAAUAAAGUACUUGAAGAAAACAAACAAGUUUCUUGUCUGCUUCAGUCACAAAUAAAACAUCCAUAAACACGCACUUCCAAACAUGGAAGCCAAUUUUGUUCAUUGUUUCAAGAUGGUUUGUUGCAAAGGGCAACUCCGUUGGAAUAGUUGAGAUGCAAGUCUCGUCUGGGUGGUUUUGGUCUCUGCUAGUCUAAACGGGGGUCCGGAGGCUGAAGAACCUGCAACUCCCAAAGAAUAACGGUGAAAUCAAACUUCAUUUAAGAUUGGGCAGGAAACAUGGGACGACUUUCUGCAGGACCCCAAUAACUUUUC
Messenger RNA from Hippocampus comes (tiger tail seahorse), 2306 nucleotides. Its product is annotated as cGMP-dependent protein kinase 1-like. The record is from RefSeq and is a predicted model, not a curated record. Gene Ontology annotation, biological process: protein phosphorylation. The transcript has 8 exons. Bases 290 to 1555 code for a protein of 421 amino acids. Gene Ontology annotation, molecular function: cGMP-dependent protein kinase activity; ATP binding. Lineage: Eukaryota; Metazoa; Chordata; Actinopteri; Syngnathiformes; Syngnathidae.